Cyprinodon variegatus (sheepshead minnow) is the source of this 980-nucleotide messenger RNA. RefSeq names its product prostasin-like. Lineage: Eukaryota; Metazoa; Chordata; Actinopteri; Cyprinodontiformes; Cyprinodontidae. The transcript has 5 exons. Gene Ontology annotation, molecular function: serine-type endopeptidase activity. Gene Ontology annotation, biological process: proteolysis. The coding region runs from base 1 to 873 and encodes 290 amino acids. The record is from RefSeq and is a predicted model, not a curated record.
AUGGCUGGAAAGCUGCUGCACAUUUUGGCUUUGGUGAGCCUUCUCUAUGCAGAGUGCGGCAUCGCUCCUCAAAACCCCAAAAUAGUUGGAGGUCAAAAUGCCUCACCUGGAAGUUGGCCAUGGCAGGUGAGCCUGCAGAAAUAUGGUAUGCAUUCAUGUGGAGGCUCCCUCAUCAGCAGAAACUGGGUGCUGACGGCUGCUCACUGCGUCGAUCAUACAAAUCCAUCCAGGCUGCAGGUUUCUCUUGGUCUGCAGCAGCUGCAGGGUGGGAACACAAAUACCCAAGUAUCUGUUGGAGUUAGUAGCAUCAUUGUGCACCCAAAAUAUAAGAGGAGUACCAAUGACAAUGACAUUGCAUUGCUUAGACUCUCUUCUCCAGUGAAGUUCACUAAAAACAUCAGGCCGGUGUGUUUGGCAGCAAGUGGCAGCCAGUUCAAUAAUGGAACCCCUAGCUGGGUCACAGGGUGGGGAAACGUGGCACAGGGAGUGCCUUUACGACCUCCUAAAAUUCUUCAGGAAGUGAAGGUACCAGUUAUAGGAAACAGACAGUGUAACUGUUUUUAUAGAGGGAUUACAGACAACAUGAUCUGCUCUGGUGUUCUGUCAGGAGGCAAGGACUCGUGUCAGGGUGACUCAGGAGGUCCGAUGGUGAGUAAGCAAAGCUCUCGCUGGAUCCAGUCCGGAGUUGUUAGCUUUGGGGAUGGCUGCGCUCGACCUAGGAAGCCUGGAGUCUACACCAGAGUGUCCCGUUACCAGUCCUGGAUUAACUCCAACAUCAGAGAUAAUAAGCCAGGCUUUGUCCAGUUCACCUCCAGCGGAGUGGACCCUGACAAAAACUUUUCCUGUCGGCGCUCGCCAUUUUUACCCAAAUAACAAGAUCAAGACCUCCAACUGUGACUAACAGCAGUUUUAACACCAAGUGUCUGCAAAAAUCAAAGUUUUAAUUUAAGUGAAAACAAUUUUCUAAUUCUUAAAGUAGA